Molecule: messenger RNA, 806 nt
Organism: Colius striatus (speckled mousebird)
Lineage: Eukaryota; Metazoa; Chordata; Aves; Coliiformes; Coliidae
Gene: MRPS11
Product: mitochondrial ribosomal protein S11
Exons: 5
Coding region: 55-546 (163 amino acids)
Biological process (GO): ribosomal small subunit assembly; translation; maturation of SSU-rRNA from tricistronic rRNA transcript (SSU-rRNA, 5.8S rRNA, LSU-rRNA)
Cellular component (GO): ribosome; mitochondrial small ribosomal subunit
Molecular function (GO): small ribosomal subunit rRNA binding; mRNA 5'-UTR binding; structural constituent of ribosome
Source: RefSeq, a predicted model, not a curated record
CUCCUCCUCCCUCCUUCCCGGCGCCCUCCGCGGCGGCCGCCAUUGAGGCCGGUAAUGGCGGUCGCUUGGCAACGGCUGCUCGGAGCGGCCUGGGGGGUCCCGGCCGCCGCCUUUUGCCGCAGCCUGCGGACCGGCCCCCGGAGCCUGCAGGACGCUGCGAAGGCCAAGGCGGGGAAGGAGGAGGUGGAGGCGGAGAGGCAGAGUGCGACCGACCUGAGCCCUUUAAUCCUUCAGAGGAACUCCAUGAGAUGGGAUGGAAAGACCUAUGAAGAGAUCCCAAUAGCUCACAUCAAAGCUACAUACAACAACACCCACGUGCAGGUGGUCAGCUUUGACAACAGUACGUACGCCCAUACGUCCUGCGGCACGGAAGGCUUCCAGAAUGCCAAGAAGGGAACUGCCAUCGCGGCACAGACAGCGGCCAUGGCGGCAGCAGUGGCUGCCAUCAAGGGUUUAACCAUGGGAGGUCUGGAGGUCAUCUCCAUCACUGACAACACGCCGGUGCCACACAACGGCUGCCGCCCGCGGAAAGCCAGGAGAAUGUGAGGAAGGGGGAGCAGGAGAGACACAGCUUUCAACAGCAGUUCAUGCAACAGGGAUGGCAUUGGAUGUUGCUCCAGUGACAGACUCUUGAAAGCCCACCCUCCCUGGAAAUACCUGCUGCAGGAAGCCUGGAGGAGAGAGACCAUCUUAGGCUGUAAAAGUAUGGGUGGCGGUGGUGGUGAAAGCAGGAAUACGUGGACUCCUGUAGUGGAAAGCCUCCUAUGUACAAAGCGUGCUCAUUAAAAUGUUGGUCUCUUGACAGA